UGGAAUCCGGCUCCUUCAAAGGCUAAUCCAAACGAUUUAUGACACUGAUUUAUAAGGAAAACUUUUACUUAUUAUUUCAGCUUAUCAGUCAAGAUUUGAAUGAAAAUAAUCAUUGACCCAUAAUAAAUCGCUGCACCGAUAUUGAUUCCGAUAUAAAUAGCGCUUGCAAAUAGCUGCAAGGAAUCAAUCGCCAAGCAAAGCAAGAUACAAAAUGAAGUCGCUCUUUGUGUUUGCAAUCAUCGCCGUUGUCUCAAUUAGUGCCCAUUCAAGUUUGGACGAGAAAUGGGAGGAAUUCAAAACGGACUACCGCAAGGUGUAUAGCUACUCGAAAGAGGAGCAAAUGCGCAAGCAAAUUUUCAGCAAACAUUUAGAGGAAAUUGAGGAACAUAACGCUCGCUAUGCCGCUGGCAUUGAAACCUAUGAAAAGGGAAUUAAUCAAUUCAGUGAUUUGACUUACGAGGAAUUUGCCGCGCAAUUUUUGGGAGAAAAUUCACUUAUGGCUGAACAUGCGACAAAAAUUGAAAAAUACAUCGAGAAACCAUUGCGUCGAGAACUUGCUCCCGAGUCAUUUGAUUGGAGUGACGUCGAUGUUCCAGUGAAAAAUCAAAGAUCAUGUGGAUCUUGCUGGGCGUUUGCCAGUGUUGCUAGUGUUGAAUAUCGUUACAAGAAGUUCUUCAACAAAUCUUACACUUUAGCUGAACAAGAACUUGUCGAUUGUGAUGUUGGCGGAUGUAAAGGCGGUCGGUCCGAUGUGGCUCUUGAAUAUGUUCGCAACAACGGAUUGAGCUUCGAGAAGGACUAUCCCUACAAAGCUGUUGAAGAAGAAUGUCACGUGCCAAAUAACGAACCAAAAGCACCAGUAACCGUGAAAAAUGUCUACAAAACCGCAAAGGAUGAAGUUACGUUCAAGGAUCAUUUUUACCAAUACGGGCCCCUCGUCGUCUAUUACUUUGCCGAUAAAAACUUCCAAUCGUACAAAAAGGGAGUUUUUAUGAGUGAUACGUGUAAUUUGCCCAAUAGCAAAAUCAAUCACGCAGUCCUGAUCGUAGGAUAUGGCAACGACAACGGAUUAAAAUAUUGGCUCGCCCGUAACUCCUGGGGCAAGAAUUUUGGUGAAGAUGGUUAUUUCCGCAUUGUACGAGACGCAAACAUGUGCAAUAUGGCUAAACAUCCUGCUAUUUACCCAGAAGUUGCAUAAAAAAAUGUAAUUUUGAUAUUAAUCAAUAAAAAGUUUUAACUUUUCUGA
Culicoides brevitarsis is the source of this 1246-nucleotide messenger RNA. Its product is annotated as cathepsin L-like proteinase. The transcript is spliced from 2 exons. The coding region runs from base 212 to 1198 and encodes 328 amino acids. Gene Ontology annotation, molecular function: cysteine-type endopeptidase activity. Lineage: Eukaryota; Metazoa; Arthropoda; Insecta; Diptera; Ceratopogonidae. The record is from RefSeq and is a predicted model, not a curated record. Gene Ontology annotation, cellular component: lysosome.